This is a messenger RNA of Dacryopinax primogenitus, 947 nucleotides long. RefSeq lists its product as uncharacterized. The transcript is spliced from 2 exons. Lineage: Eukaryota; Fungi; Basidiomycota; Dacrymycetes; Dacrymycetales; Dacrymycetaceae. Bases 183 to 848 code for a protein of 221 amino acids. The record is from RefSeq and is a predicted model, not a curated record.
GUCCGUCCGCAGACCAUGGUCUUCCCUUUGGUGUCCCAACCGGGAAACCAGGGACUUCAAAUUUCCCGAUGUCUGAUUAAACUUGCACGCCUCGUGGCGGGGUAACUACCAUCGGUUAAUAAACAGCGGAUAUGAGAUGAAGAUCAAGAAGUGGGUUACCCACCGGCUGCUUUGGAGUCAAGAUGGAUCAUCACUUCGGUUCACCUCACAGCACGAAGAGGAUCAUAGUUGGCACUCCAGCGCCGACACAAUCAGCUGCUCCAGGUGGAGGAGGUCGGGGGAUGACACCUGCCCAACCAAAUAUUGGAGGCGGCCCACCCCAUCCUUCUCAGCCAGUACCUCAGACACCGCACAUACCACCUCAUCCUUCGUUGCCCCAACCACCACCUUCCAAUGUACACCCUCCGGAUCCCAGUACAAACUUCACCUACCAGCGUGGUGUCCUCUCGGCUAUCUCGCGGAUGCGUGCUCCUGCCCCGGGUAACACUGCCCCAGGCCCCGUGGAUCAAGCGCUACUGCGGCGCUGGCUCGUGCUUGCUCCCAGCUACCUUAUGCACGAUCAAUCUAUAAGCACCUCGCCAGAGGAAGGCGUGCUCGCUUGGGCCGAAGGGAUGCACGCGCUUGUUGGAGUCCUGCAGAUGCUGCACUCCCAAGGAGUGCUGGAGUGGGAAACUAUGGACACUGCAAGCCGGGCGUUUGCGGAGAGCUGGAGCGCAGCGAAAUGCUGGACAGGGAUGGAGAGGGCGAAAGAGGCGAUUCAGGCUGCCGGGAGGAGGCUGCGAGCUCUGUUGGACCCGCAGGACUAUGUCCGGUACCGGGGAAGGAGACUUUACCCUGGACAGGACUAGAUGGGACUGACUGACUGACGAUUCGGAGGAUGGAAAAUCGGAUGUGGAACGUAUGAUCUUGCACUGUAUUUAUAUGAAAGCGCAAACUAUGUAUCGAAU